AAAACCUCCUAACAAAUGCAAAUCACUGUUGCCGACUUAAGAAUAAAUAAAAUCCUCACCAACAUCUAACCAAGCUGACCCAGUUCAUUAUGUUCCAUUAGGAACAUGUUAUUUACAUACAUACAUAUGCCGGCAUUGUUCUUCUCUCUGAAAAGUUCAUACCAGAUCUAGAUUCCUUGCAUAUAUGUACUCCAUUUGUGAACGUUUAAAGCAAGAGGGAAUAAAUGCCAAUGCAUGAUUGAUAAAGACAAAAUCAAUAAUGCAGAGAAGCUUCAGUGACCGUGAGUCAGUUCAGGGUGUCUGAAUUGAUUUUGGGGAAACAUAAGCUAUAAUCCAAACUAGCUAUAAAUAGCCUUCUGUCUUUCAUUCUUACAUCAAGUAGAAAGUAGUGAAGAUUCUUUUGAACAUGGAUUAUUUCCUUUUCAUUGCUCUCACUUUCUUGUUGACCUUCCAUGUUCACAAUGCUCAAGGAAGUGAGCUUCCCACCACUACCACCGAGAGCACUGAGACAAGCAGUUCAAAAAUAUACAUUAUCCAUGUGACGGGGCCAGAGGGUAAGAUGUUAACUGAAUCAGAAGAUUUAGAGAGCUGGUACCAUUCAUUCUUGCCACCAACUCUUAAGAGCUCUGAGGAACAGCCACGAGUGAUUUACUCAUACAAGAACGUGCUGCGUGGAUUUGCUGCAAGUCUCACUCAAGAGGAGCUUAGUGCUGUGGAAAAGAAAAAUGGCUUUAUUUCAGCUCAUCCUCAGAGGGUGCUACAUCGUCAAACCACUCAUACCCCGAAGUUCUUGGGGUUGCAGCAAGAUACGGGAGUGUGGAAGGAAUCCAAUUUUGGAAAGGGAGUUAUCAUUGGGGUGCUGGACUCUGGAAUCACCCCAGGUCAUCCUUCAUUCAGUGAUGUAGGAAUCCCACCACCACCACCGAAAUGGAAAGGGAGAUGUGAUCUUAAUGUGACAGCUUGUAACAACAAACUAAUUGGAGCAAGGGCUUUCAAUCUUGCAGCUGAGGCAAUGAAUGGAAAGAAAGCGGAGGCACCUAUUGACGAGGAUGGGCAUGGGACUCACACAGCAAGCACAGCAGCCGGCGCUUUCGUGAACUACGCAGAAGUGCUAGGAAAUGCCAAAGGCACAGCAGCAGGGAUGGCCCCUCAUGCUCACCUGGCAAUUUACAAAGUAUGCUUUGGAGAAGAUUGCCCUGAGAGUGAUAUCCUAGCUGCAUUAGAUGCAGCAGUUGAAGAUGGCGUGGAUGUAAUAUCAAUAUCCCUCGGUCUAAGCGAGCCACCUCCAUUUUUCAAUGAUAGCACUGCUAUAGGAGCAUUUGCUGCAAUGCAGAAGGGAAUCUUUGUGAGUUGUGCAGCAGGAAACUCUGGCCCUUUCAAUAGCUCCAUAGUUAAUGCAGCCCCGUGGAUUCUCACAGUUGGAGCAAGCACUAUUGACAGAAGAAUUGUAGCAACAGCAAAGCUUGGCAAUGGGCAAGAAUUUGAUGGUGAAUCUGUUUUCCAGCCUUCCAGUUUUACUCCAACAUUGCUACCCCUAGCAUAUGCUGGAAAAAAUGGUAAAGAAGAAUCUGCAUUCUGUGCUAAUGGAUCCUUGGAUGACAGUGCUUUCAGAGGCAAGGUUGUUUUGUGUGAGAGAGGAGGGGGUAUAGCAAGAAUAGCCAAAGGAGAGGAGGUGAAAAGAGCAGGUGGUGCCGCCAUGAUUCUGAUGAAUGAUGAAACUAAUGCCUUUAGUCUCUCAGCUGAUGUACAUGCUCUACCUGCAACACAUGUAAGCUAUGCUGCUGGAAUAGAGAUUAAGGCAUAUAUAAAUUCCACAGCAACACCAACAGCAACCAUUUUAUUUAAGGGAACUGUUAUCGGAAACUCCCUAGCCCCUGCUGUUGCAUCUUUCUCUUCAAGAGGUCCCAACUUGCCAAGUCCCGGUAUUUUGAAACCAGAUAUCAUAGGACCAGGCGUGAACAUCCUAGCUGCCUGGCCGUUCCCUCUGAGUAACAGCACCGAUUCAAAACUCACUUUCAACAUUGAGUCUGGAACAUCUAUGUCAUGCCCACAUCUUAGUGGCAUUGCUGCUUUGCUCAAAAGCUCUCAUCCUCAUUGGUCACCAGCUGCCAUAAAAUCUGCCAUAAUGACUUCUGCAGACACAAUAAAUUUAGGAAACAAACUCAUUGUUGAUGAAACACUUCAGCCUACAGAUCUCUUUGCCACAGGUUCUGGCCACGUGAAUCCAUCAAGAGCAAACGAUCCUGGAUUAGUUUAUGAUAUCCAACCUGAUGAUUAUAUACCUUAUCUGUGUGGUCUAGGCUAUAGUGAGACUGAAGUUGGGAUCAUUGCACAUAGAAAAAUUAAGUGCUCUGCAAGCAUUCCCGAAGGAGAGCUCAACUACCCCUCAUUUUCUGUUGAGCUUGGUUCCUCAAAGACAUUCACAAGGACUGUGACAAAUGUCGGUGAGGCCCAUUCAUCUUAUGAUCUCAUAGUUGCGGCACCACAAGGAGUUGAUGUGAAGGUCCAGCCAUAUAAGCUUAACUUUUCUGAAGUGAACCAGAAAGAGACAUAUUCAGUUACAUUCAGCCGCACAGGGUUGGGUAAUAAGACACAGGAAUAUGCUCAAGGUUUUCUAAAAUGGGUCUCUACCAAACACACUGUAAGGAGUCCUAUCUCAGUCAAAUUCAUAUAGGAUAAUAUGUAAACAAGCAGCAAUAUGUAUUGCCAGAAAAUUGUCCUACUAGCUACAACAUCAAUAAGAAGCAAAAAUAUCAUGAGUGUUAAAUACA
Lotus japonicus is the source of this 2771-nucleotide messenger RNA. RefSeq names its product subtilisin-like protease 4. The transcript has a single exon. Gene Ontology annotation, molecular function: serine-type endopeptidase activity. The record is from RefSeq and is a predicted model, not a curated record. Lineage: Eukaryota; Viridiplantae; Streptophyta; Magnoliopsida; Fabales; Fabaceae. Gene Ontology annotation, biological process: proteolysis. Bases 407 to 2674 code for a protein of 755 amino acids.